Cucumis melo (muskmelon) is the source of this 714-nucleotide messenger RNA. Its product is annotated as phylloplanin-like. The record is from RefSeq and is a predicted model, not a curated record. Lineage: Eukaryota; Viridiplantae; Streptophyta; Magnoliopsida; Cucurbitales; Cucurbitaceae. The transcript is spliced from 2 exons. Bases 36 to 497 code for a protein of 153 amino acids.
AACUUUGCUUCCAUUGCUAUACAACAACAACAAUAAUGAUGUCUAUAAUAUCUCUUUUCAUUUUCUUAUUAAUCUCGACGAUGACAUCGACAAGUUCAUGUCAGCUUGAUUUGAUUCGAAGACUUCUUGGUCCCACCCAAAUCCAUGGAAUGCUCUAUUGCGCUAUUGAUGGGAGUGUGAUCUAUGGGCAAAUGAUCCCAACAUUUCCGAAUGCCGAGGUGCAAAUGCAAUGCGGAGCCGGAACGGUAGUUUCAUCCGUCAAGACCGACGCCACCGGCAAUUUCUCCAUUCUUAUCGAUGCUCCUCGAUUGAUGCUCCCUUUUUUACUCACCAAUUGCACUCUUGUUGUCACUACGCCGCUUUUCGACUGCAACGCCGAGCUGCCAUCGUUCGGCGUCCUCGUCUCACCGCUGCAGCUCAUUGGAAAUACCUUCCAUGGACUCUUCAAUGUCACCAAUUUCAUUCCGGUAGGGUUCCGAUUCGUUAAUAACAUAUGAGGAAAAUUUCUUCUGUUUUUGUUGUGCUCUGCCUUUUUAACUCAUUUGAAUAAAUAAAGUACUUGAUCUUUAGAACGAUGGUUUUCUUUGUUUGAUUUUGAAAGAAUUUGAUCAGGAUUUUAUUUGUUGUAAUGAUGUAUGUGAUGAUGAACACUGAGGUUGCUAAUAAUAUGUGUUUCAGCCAAUAAUUUGGUUGAAUCAAUAUUUGCAAUUUCAA